Messenger RNA from Monosiga brevicollis MX1, 1540 nucleotides. RefSeq lists its product as uncharacterized. The transcript is spliced from 14 exons. Gene Ontology annotation, molecular function: protein binding. Gene Ontology annotation, cellular component: nucleolus; small-subunit processome. The record is from RefSeq and is a predicted model, not a curated record. NCBI's taxonomy places the organism in Eukaryota, Choanoflagellata, Craspedida, Salpingoecidae. Gene Ontology annotation, biological process: maturation of SSU-rRNA from tricistronic rRNA transcript (SSU-rRNA, 5.8S rRNA, LSU-rRNA). Bases 77 to 1417 code for a protein of 446 amino acids.
UUUUUUUUUUUCUUUACCUCUGGCUUGUCUUGGUCGUGGUGAGCGGUAAGUCUGGAAGGCGAUCAAACCAGGCACGAUGAAGAUUAAAACGCUGUCGCGUGACUCGCGCCAAUACCAGCGCAAGACCAAGCAUGACAUUCAUCCCAUGCAGAGCAAUGUGGACCCAAAUCUUCAUCCCCUUGAAGCUGCGCGCGAAUACAAGCGUGCCGUCAAUGCUGUCAAGAUGGAGCGCAUGUUUGCAAAGCCCUUUGUGGCCGGCCUUGACGGCCACCGGGAUGGCGUGCACUGCCUGGCCCCGCACCCCAAGCGCUUGGGCGUGGUCUUCAGCGGGGCCUGCGAUGGUGAGCUACGUGCCUGGAAUCUGGCCAAGCAAGAAUGCAUCUUUGCACGCACGCUGCACCGCGGUUUUAUUCGUGGUAUUGCUCUCACGCCCUUGGCCGACAAGGUGAUUACGGUUGGCGCUGAUAAGACUAUCAAAGUCACCAAGCUGGCAGCCGAGCGUGGUCAUGAGGAUGAAGAGGAAGCCCCUUUGAGCAUUAUUGGGCAAAACUUCUUCAACGACGUGUCUCACCACCGCUUUGAGGACAAAUUUGUCACAUGCGGCCCAACUGUGGAGUUGUGGUCACAGCUCCGAAGUGAGCCCCUGCGCGACCUUACUUGGGGCGUUGAUACUUGUAAUUGCGUCCGGUUCAACCCUGUUGAGACAAACGUUGUUGCCACCACGGCGGAUGAUCGCUCCAUCACACUUUACGAUAUCCGAGCCUCAUCUCCCAUGCGCAAGGUUGUUCUUGAAAUGCGAAGCAACCGCUUAUGCUGGAACCCCAUGGAGGCCAUGAACUUCACGGUGGCCAAUGAAGACCACAACCUGUACACAUUUGACAUGCGCAAGCUCAAGCACGCUCUCAAUGUACACAAAGAUCACGUGUCGGCUGUCAUGGACGUGUCCUAUUCACCAACCGGCCAAGAGUUUGUCAGCGCAUCCUAUGAUUGCACGCUCCGUAUCUUUUCCGUUCGUCAAGGCCACAGCCGCGAAAUUUAUCACACGCAGCGCAUGCAGCGAGUCUAUUGUACGCAGUGGUCGGGUGAUAACCGCUACAUUUUGUCGGGCUCUGAUGAGACCAACGUGCGACUAUGGAAGUCGACAGCGUGGGAACACAUUGGCACCAAGUCUUCACGGCAAAAGGCCAAUCUCCAGUAUCAGGAGAAGCUGAAGGAACGCUUCAAACACCACCCCGAAGUGCGACGCAUUCAGCGCCAGCGUCAUCUGCCCAAGGCCAUCAAGUCGGCGAAAAAUCUCAAGCAUAUCGUCGAACAAUCAGAGAAACGGAAAGAGGACAAUCGUCGCGCUCACAGCAAAAAAGGCAGCGUGCCCUUCAAGGCGGAGCGGUCCAAGCACGUGGUGGCGGAAGAGCAGUAGCCAGUGCAACCAGGAGCAGGUUGACAAUGUGUCAGGUGUCCCAGUCAAUGUCAUAUUCGUGGUACAUCUCCUUCACAGUGCAGCCCUUGAAGGUGGCUGUGCUCAUAAUCGAGACAAAAGCAG